AUGUUGACGACAGCAUCCAUCGAGAACUUUCUGGGUACCCAAUUCGACUAUCUGAUCGUCGGUGGCGGCACGGCCGGUCUGGUGCUGGCAGCCCGCCUGAGCGAAGACGAGCAGGUCCAGGUAGGAGUGAUUGAGGCAGGUUCAUCCAAAUUCGAUGACCCCACGAUCGAUACGACUGACGGGUUUGCGGCGGCGUUUCAAAAUCCCGACUACGAUUGGAUGUUCCAAUCCACCCCGCAGACCGGAUCCCAGGGAAGGAUCUUCCAUGUCCCUCGAGGAAAGGCCCUCGGCGGAUCCAGCGCCAUCAACUUCAUGCUGUACUGCCGGCCGGCGGCAGCGGACAUUGAUCAGUGGGCGAGCCUAGGGAAUCACGGCUGGUCGUGGGACCAACUCGCCCCGUACUACCAGAAAAGCAAUCCCAUCCGGGAAGAUGAAAACGAUACGAAGCUUCUCAAAUCGCAGAGGGAUUGUCCGAUUCCCUUGUCCUUGCCCCUCACUCGCCACGUUCUCGAGAACCGCUUGAUCGAUGCAUUCAUGCAGGUCACCACGCUGACCGCGGCGAAACGACCAUGGGACGGCGACAUCAUGGGUUCCUACCGGCUGCUCACGACUCUCACCAACGAUGAGACAGGGGAUGGACAGCCCCGGCGCGCAUACGCCGCCAGCGGCUACUUACGACCAAUUCUCCAUCGCACAAACCUGCACCUCCUCAGCGAGACCAUCGCAUGCAAGGUCCUGCUGGACCGUAGCGCAUCGCCUCCCGUGGCCCGUGGCCUCCAGCUGUGGCACCAGGGGGCCUACCAUGAGGUGAUGGCCCAGCGGGAAAUUAUCAUCGCGGCAGGCAGCGUGAAGAGCCCGCACUUGCUGGAGCUCUCGGGCAUCGGAGAUCCUGCGGUGCUAACCGCCGUGGGGAUUGACUGUAUCCACCCCAUGCCUGAUGUCGGGCAGCAUUUGAGCGACCAUCCCUACACGACGGUCACGUACGCAGUGGCUCCGGGCCACAGCACCACKAACUUCAUGUGUCAAGACCACGACCAGAACGAGCAGUCCGAGUCGAUUGACGCAGCCUCCGCAUUUCGCGGGCCCUGGACUCUCUGUGCCUUUGUGGGCCCAGACGAGGUGAUAUCCGUCCCGCCGACAGAUUCAGAGAAGAAGACAGAGAGAAUGGAGCGCCCCCGUCGGAGCCGCCCAGCCAUCCAGCUGCUUGGCAUGGGGCAAUACUUAGAUCCUGGCGUCACCGGCACCGAUUACAGCCCGGCGAGUGCGGACCGUUACACGUAUAUGGUCAGCGUAACGCAUCCGCGCUCCCGGGGAAGCUGUCAUGUACGCAGCGCGGAUCCCCUGGCAGCGCCGGCUCUUGAUAUUGGAUUGCUGUCGAGCGCCGACGAUGCCGAUAUGCUCGCGGCAGGCGUUCGACUCGCCAACCGGGUCUUCCAAUACGCCGGGUUGUCGCCGAGCAGCCGGCUGGUCCCUCCGCCGGAGAUAGAUGUCGACAACCAGGCACAGGGACGGACGUACGUUCAGGGGGCCAGCAGCAGCUUCCAUCAUCUGGCGGGCACCUGUAGCAUGGGGCGCGUGGUGGACGAGAGGCUCCGCGUGCGCGGCAUCUCCCAAUUGCGAGUGGUGGAUGCCAGCGUGAUGCCGACCCAGAUCAGUGGAAACAUCAUGGCUACAGUGUAUGCUAUUGCAGAACGGGCGGUGGAUUUCAUCCUGGAGGAGAGGGGAUGGAACUUGUCUAUGUCUACUUGCGGUUCCGCUUAA
Messenger RNA from Aspergillus pseudoviridinutans, 1761 nucleotides. Its product is annotated as GMC family oxidoreductase. Lineage: Eukaryota; Fungi; Ascomycota; Eurotiomycetes; Eurotiales; Aspergillaceae. The record is from RefSeq and is a predicted model, not a curated record. The transcript has 3 exons. Gene Ontology annotation, molecular function: flavin adenine dinucleotide binding; oxidoreductase activity, acting on CH-OH group of donors. The coding region runs from base 1 to 1761 and encodes 586 amino acids.